UCUGAUUUGAGAAGAUGAAGCGAAACAAGAAGUAAAACGCAUGUUAUGGAUAUUCUCAUUAGCCUUAUGACUCUACUGAUCGCUUGGUUUAUCAGAAACCCCGAGGAAAUCAGUAACUAAGGACAUUUUUGUAUGGUGUUGACAGUGUGUUUGUGCUUCAAAUGACAUUUCUCUUACAUUUUGCGACAAUCAGUAGUUUGAAAAAAAUAUACACAGAAUCUGUUGAAGCAGAUUCAACAUAUUCUACUACUGAAUGAAAUUAAGAAGAAAAAAAAGGCAGACGACAUUUUUAUUAUUCAUUAAAUAUUUUUAAAACAAUUAUCUUCGGAUGUAUCGUAGGAAUGGCUACGACUCUCGACGUGGUGUGCGCAAGACACCACGUCUCGAGGUCGCCGUGUUUCAGGAAAAUAUACCCGACGACGACUUCGAAUUUGACGGACGAGUGAACAUCGCCGACUAUGACCCCAACGACCCCUACAGCUGCGUCUGCUACCCGAAACCGAGCAGCAUCCUCAUCCCGUCCAUGGUGUACGACGAGAUCCGUUGUCCUCAUCCCGAACGGCAUCAUCUACAGCCGGCACAGGACGAUGUGUUCGCGUACCCGUGGACGGUACAGACAUUCGAACCGCCCACCAACAUGUGUAGGAAACCGUCGUUAGCGUCGCCUCUCGUCAGACGGAAACUGCGGAAGCCAGUAACGGCGAAGACGGCGCCGCCAUUUUUUGACCAACCGGAAACCAAAGCUCCACGAUCGACGCCGCCAUACUCGGCCCCAACCAGGCCGGCGAACGUACCAAAGUUACAAAUGAAACAGCAGGACCAAAGAACGAAGAUUUCAGCUACCCCAGAGCUUUCAAUAAUAACCGAGGAUUUACUGUACCAGCCGAAAAGGGAGUUUGAACCUCUGCCCUUGGAACAUGAUUAUCAACAGGAGAUUACCCAGUUUGAUAGUGUGAGUCAGAUUUGCAUGCCAAAGCCGAGUCCCAACACCUUUCGUUAUCCGUCCAGAAACAAUGUUCGUAAGACUCCAGUUCACGAUCCAAGGGUCAGAAAGUUGGCCCCACGAACGAGACAGAUUCUUAGCAGGGAUCUUCCGACUCGACACAACUUUUUCGGACAGACUCGGGAUAGUAUAAGAGGACCGCUCUACGCGUACAGCCCACCGCACAAGGCUGGGUCAACACCCCAGCCCAGAGCAAGAACCAGCAGUAUCCUGGGUCAACCCAACAGACUGUUCACCGGUUCAUACCUGGAUCCACGAACUGGUAAGAAAUACGAGUACGAUGUUAAAUACGGUAACAAGUAUUUAGAAGGAACCCGGAAGCUUGUUGCUACGUAACAACUCGGGUCAUACAAUGGCUAGAAACAAACUGUGAUUCUAAGUAUAUUUAUCCACGUUUAUGAAGAAUGACUCCAGGAUCGUUCAGAUGAAGACGUAAAGAUUGAACACCAGGUGGAAGCAUAAUAUAAUAACAUUCUAAAGACGUAUUCCACCAAUUGGAAAUUAUAGUUGUUUUCACACGAAGAACAUAUUUCAAUGAUGUGUUUUACAAGUCAUUAUUCAUGAAAUGCAUCGAUAUGACCCGAAGUGAAAUUCUCUGGGUUUAAUCCCCCAUAUAUCUGAGUGCAGUUGUGUGACAGAGACACCGGCCCCAAGUUCAGCCAGCAAACGUUUUGCUAACGUCAGCGAACUAUUUGAUUGGUUCCCAUCAUGGUCAUUUGCUUUACUGUGAAGCGCAUAAACCAGUCUAGCGGACGUUUUCCCGCUCGUUCUGGCUGAACGCAGCUCGGCUUGUAUUUUGUUGACAGUCUUGCCAAAUAUGUUUGUUUACGUUUCCAACAUUGGAAUUACACAAGAAGUGGUUUUUAUCUUCGAAUAAUGGUACACAUUGUGGAUUAUACUAACAUGUUGGAUUACGACAGUGGAAUUAUUAUAUCAUUAAAAUAUAUCAAUAUACAAAUGUAUUUAGAAAUAUAAAAGUAUUCACAGGUAUGAAACGUGCUUAUAACAUUAUAUUUUUAUAUCACACAUGAAUAUUCAACUAUAUCAAAUGUAAUAAAAAAUAAUAAUUAGAUUAAUAAAAUGUUCUG
This is a messenger RNA of Gigantopelta aegis, 2091 nucleotides long. RefSeq lists its product as uncharacterized. Bases 329 to 1339 code for a protein of 336 amino acids. The record is from RefSeq and is a predicted model, not a curated record. The transcript is spliced from 2 exons. Lineage: Eukaryota; Metazoa; Mollusca; Gastropoda; Neomphalida; Peltospiridae.